This is a messenger RNA of Corticium candelabrum, 1873 nucleotides long. RefSeq names its product EH domain-containing protein 3-like. Gene Ontology annotation, biological process: endocytosis; endosomal transport. Gene Ontology annotation, cellular component: cytoplasm; plasma membrane. NCBI's taxonomy places the organism in Eukaryota, Metazoa, Porifera, Homoscleromorpha, Homosclerophorida, Plakinidae. The coding region runs from base 67 to 1752 and encodes 561 amino acids. Gene Ontology annotation, molecular function: protein binding; calcium ion binding; GTP binding. The transcript has a single exon. The record is from RefSeq and is a predicted model, not a curated record.
GUAGCUCGAGGAGAGGAUACAAAGCUACACUAGUCGUGCAUUCAUUUAGUCUGCCCUACUGCAAUCAUGUUUAGUUGGCUAGCAAGAAACGACAGUCGCAAACGAGAGCCUCUCACAUUCACCACAGUCACUGAACGUCUUUGGAAAUGUUACAACGACAAACUGCAGCCUCUCGAAGCAACAUACCUCUUCAGUGAUUUCCACUAUCCUCCAAUGUCGGCACCUGAUUUCGAAGCGAAGCCGAUGGUUCUACUGAUGGGUCAAUAUUCAGUCGGGAAGUCGUCGUUUAUUCGGUAUCUAUUGGAAAGAGACUUUCCAGGUAUGAGAAUUGGCCCUGAGCCAACGACAGAUCGUUUUGUUGCUGUCAUGCAUAGUGAAAAUGAUCGAGUUAUACCAGGAAACGUCCUGGCUGCUGACCCCACUAAGCAAUUUCGCAGCCUCGAGAAGUUUGGAAACUCAUUCCUGCAGAAAUUUGAAUGCUCCGCAACCAACAGUCCAGUAUUAGAGAGGGUAACACUUAUUGAUACUCCGGGAGUGUUGUCUGGCGAGAAGCAGCGCACAGCCCGUGGGUAUGAUUUCGAGGGGGUUAUUGAGUGGUUUGCUCAGAGAUCGGUGAUGAUCAUUCUUCUUUUUGAUGCUCACAAGCUUGAUAUCAGUGAUGAAUUUUGUCGUUGUAUUGGAAGUCUGAAAGGUAAUGAGGAGAAAAUUCGAAUUGUAUUGAAUAAAGCGGACAUGGUGACAACACAAGAGCUAAUAAGAGUCAAUGGAGCUCUCAUGUGGUCUCUUGGAAAGGUCCUAGGAACUCCUGAAGUUGCAAGGGUUUACGUAGGUUCGUUUUGGGAUCGACCUUUUCAAAUUGAUGAUAUGAAAAACCUGUUUGAAGCAGAACAAGAGGAUCUUUUUCAUGACAUCCAAGAAUUGCAGAAACAGGAUGUUACACAGAAGGUGAAUGAUCUGAUUCGAAGAGCUCGUCUUGCUAAAGCUCAUUGCUUUCUUAUAUCCAAAUUGAAGAGUCAAAUGCCAUCAUUCUUUUGGAAGCAGUCUACGAAAGAAGCAUUAAUCAAGGACUUAAAGUCAGUCUAUGAUCAAGUCCAACGUGAGGCUAAGAUCUCACAAGGUGACUUUCCACCUCUAUCUAACUUUCAGGAUCAACUGAAGGCAUAUGACUUCAGUACAUUUUCAAAGUUAAAUACCCACCUUGUUACAAAAGUUGAUGAGAUGAUGGCAGUAGAUAUUGCAGAAAUCAUGAAAGAAAUGUCACAAGAACAAGUUCCAAAUCAAGCCAUUACAGGUGGAGCAUUUGGCACUACAGAGGAUGACUUAACCAAUCCUUUCUCUGGUGAUGAUUCUAUCUCCAAUAAUGAUCUUCUUUUACUUUGUGGCCGUCAACAACCUGAACAAUGGGUAUUUGUUACCAGAUGGGAGGAACUGAAACGAGAUCACAUGGCUAGCGCUGAAUAUGAUAAACAGUUCUUUGCUUUGGAACCAAAGGAUGGAAAGCUGUCGAGUCUCAAAGCACGAGAAGAGAUGGUAAAGUCUAAGUUACCAAACUCUGUUUUGAAAAAGAUCUGGUCACUUGCUGAUGUUGAUAAGGAUGGAAUGCUUGAUCAAAAUGAAUUUGCCAUCGCCAUGUUUCUUAUUAAUUCUAAACAGGAAGGACAUGAUCUUCCUGACCAGCUCCCAAUUGAACUAAUUCCAUCAUCCAGGCCCGAACCCAAUCAAGUAGAUGGAAAUGACACUGACAGGGAUUGAUUAUUUUACUUUUGUAAUAGUUGCAUGUAGCAAGUCAAUUGUUGUGAGCUAUCCAUAGUGGUGUAUGUGUUUUCUAUAUCAUUGCUAGUCUUUCAUUACUAAGUUUGACAAUAAAUAUGCA